Pocillopora verrucosa is the source of this 1735-nucleotide messenger RNA. RefSeq names its product EF-hand calcium-binding domain-containing protein 10. NCBI's taxonomy places the organism in Eukaryota, Metazoa, Cnidaria, Anthozoa, Scleractinia, Pocilloporidae. The record is from RefSeq and is a predicted model, not a curated record. Gene Ontology annotation, molecular function: calcium ion binding.
GAUGCAAAAUCAAUAUGGCGAACAAGGAGAACGAUGCGCAAGAAUACGUUAAAAAGCAUUGUAUUAUGGAACUAUUUGAGAACUUAACUGCACAGUUGAUCUAUGAAAGACCAGAGGACCCGAAGGCUUACAUGAAACAAUUCUUGGAGAAGUUAAGAGAUGCAAGAACAAUGCAGAGAAACUACCCGUGCAUAUUUGAUGACAGUAACGUAAGAUCGUUGUUUGGAAUGCUCGAUGUUACAGGAAAAGGCUUUAUUACAUAUGAACAGUACAAACAAGGACUUGAAACAAUGGGUGUGAAAAAGUUUGAUAGAGACCCUCCUGGUGGUGAUAUGGACAGAAUCAGUGCAGAGACAUUUUUGAAAGAGGCGCGACAAGGACUUGCUCAGGCAUCUGCAACAUUCUCUUUGUAGUGCUAUAUAACUCUCCUUUUGUGGGUUUUUAGUUUGUGUUGUCUGAGAGAUCAACAAGCUCUUUGUCCACAUUAGAUUUAAUGUAUAUACAUUGUGUAAAUACCAUCGUCACAUCAUUACUUGAACUAAAGUGAAGAACCCAGUUUUUGCUGUGUAUCUCUUAAGCAAUCAAUUUAGGAACAGAUUUGAAAAAAUAAAGAGUGAGUGACACUGGCUAUGCAGUCAGUUUCUUUAGAUCUUAAUGGUUCUACAAGAAAUUAUGAAAUUUUUUUAUGGUAAGAUAAAGGUGGACUUUUACAAUGUGAUACUUCAAAUUUAUUUUUUGACUGAAAAGUUUAUUAGUUGUUACAAAACAGUACAUUUUCCAUCAGAACUCGUAAACUACAGCCUUAAUACCUUUUCAAAACCAUCAUCACUUUGUUCAGAUUUAUAGCUGGGAUGUGAGGUGUUUAAACUAAAAUAAUACUUAACAAUCAAUAGGCAUGCAAGUUUGCAUUUCUUUGCACACCAUGCAUGUUGACAAGGCACAGGUCAAGUAACAGUAUUGAUAGGUGGAACAAACAGAGCUGGAGCAAGAACGCCGAUGGAUAGGCUUUCUAUUGUCACCUGAAAUCCUGUCUGAAACAUAUUGCAACCAUUAACAUACAGUAAUCAUGGUGAAGACCAAUACAAAUUAAUUUUGUUUUGCAAAGCUUUAACUAUUACAAAGUUGAGAGAGAGCAAAUGGGAUUUGUUGACCAACCAUUGGUCAGUUUCUGUGAUUGACUUGCUUAAACAUUGAGCAAGGUACUCAGUAAUCAAAACUGACAAACAGUCCAACUGGCUGGUUGAGUAACUUACAUUUUUAAUUAUGGUGUGGCUGGCUGACUAAUCCAUUGAUUGUUCAGUUGGUUGAUUGGUGGACUAGUAUAUUGACUGAUUGACGGAUUGCCUGAUUGCCUGACUGACUGACUGACUAUCUACUCUUUUUAUUUGACUAUGAGCUGAGCAAUUUUUGCACAAAUCCAAGGCAGAGUAAGAAAAAUUUGAGCUUAAGAGGGGGGUUUGGCUUAUGGUCAAGAGUUUGCCAUAAAGAGCACAUUUAAAUGAUACCAUAUGGGCAUGUUUGAAUGGUUAAUAGGCUGACUGGUUGAGUCAUCGAAUAACUAGCCUGCUGACUGACUUACUGCCUGUUUACCUACCUGCCUAAUUGACUGAUUCAUUGGUUGAUUGACUGACUGAAUUACUACUGAUUGACUUAUCAACUGACUGGUUGCCUGGCUGACCAACUGAUUGGUUGACUGGCAGGCCAGUAGACUGACUGAUGCCUUCCACCCAAUUAA